Molecule: messenger RNA, 1971 nt
Organism: Suricata suricatta (meerkat)
Lineage: Eukaryota; Metazoa; Chordata; Mammalia; Carnivora; Herpestidae
Gene: CCR8
Product: C-C motif chemokine receptor 8
Exons: 3
Coding region: 293-1357 (354 amino acids)
Biological process (GO): positive regulation of cytosolic calcium ion concentration; G protein-coupled receptor signaling pathway; chemotaxis
Cellular component (GO): membrane
Molecular function (GO): C-C chemokine receptor activity
Source: RefSeq, a predicted model, not a curated record
UCCAGAGGACCUCCUGCUCACUGAGCUGCACGGACGGCAGGUUCUGAAAGGAAAGAAUUAGCGACACUGAACUCUCCACAACAAAAGCUCAAAUUAAGCUUUUGUCCAAACUGUCUCUACCCCUGGCUGCUGGCGAGGUGGAUGCUUGACUCCCUGGGUGAUCUUUUGGCAGAGUGGUGGUCCAGCCCCUCCUCGGGCGUACGCUCCAGAAACAAUUCCUCGUUUUUGCUGUAUGCACAGGCUGAGACUUUUCCAGAUCUACAGGGAGUGAAUCUCUCAGACCUGGUCCUCGAUGGAUUAUACGCUGGAGCCCAACGUGACCACAGUAACUGACGACUACUAUCCCGAUAUUGAGGCAAGCCCCUGCGAUGGGGAACUUAUCCAGAGAGAUAACAAGUGGGUACUUGCCACCUUCUACUGCAUCUUGUUUGUGUUCAGUCUUCUGGGGAACAGCCUGGUCAUCCUGGUCCUUGUCACCUGCAAGAAACUGAGGAGCAUCACCGACAUCUACCUCUUGAACCUGGCCCUGUCAGACCUGCUUUUCGUCUUCACGUUCCCCUUCCAGACCCACUACCAGCUGGACCAGUGGGUGUUCGGGACCUUAAUGUGCAAGCUGGUCUCUGGGGUUUACUACAUUGGCUUCUUCAGCAGCAUGUUCUUUAUCACCCUCAUGAGUGUGGACAGGUACCUGGCGGUUGUGCACGCGGUCUACGCCAUUAAAGUGAGGACUGCCAGGAUGGGCAUGGCCCUGAGCACGGUCGUGUGGCUGACCGCCAUCAUGGCCAGCAGCCCAUUACUGGUGCUGUACCAGGUGGCCUCUGAGGACGGCAUUCUACAGUGUUAUCCGUCUUAUAAUCGGCAGACUCUGAAGUGGAAGAUCUUUAUCUACUUCGAGAUCAACAUCUUGGGUCUGUUGAUCCCAUUCACCGUUCUUAUCUUCUGCUACAUUAGCAUCCUGCACCAGCUGAAGAGUUGCCAAAACCACAACAAGACCAAGGCCAUCAAGUUGGUGCUCAUUGUAGUGAUUGCUUCCUUACUCUUCUGGGUCCCAUUCAAUGUGGUCCUCUUCCUCUCUUCCCUGUUCAGCAUGAAGAUCUUGGAUGGGUGCGUCCUGAGCCAGAGGCUGGUUUAUGCCACCCACAUCACAGAGACCGUGUCCUUCACUCACUGCUGCGUGAACCCUGUCAUCUAUGCCUUCAUGGGGGAGAAGUUCAAGAAACACCUCUCAGAAAUAUUCCAGAAGAGCUGCAGCCACAUUCUUACCUACAUGGGAAAACGAGUCCCUCAGGAGACCUGGGAAAGGUCCUCCUCCUGCCAGACCCCCUUCCGUUCCUCCAGCACAGACUACAUUUUGUGAGGCGGGGGCUGGAAGCUGGCCUCUGCCUCCCUCCUUGCGCUUCUUUCAGGAGACAAAGGUGAUUUAAGCUGGAGACAGAGGCUAAGUGAAUGGAUACUGUGGUUCCGGGGGCGCCUGGAUGGCUCAGUGGUUGGGUAUCUGGCUUCGACUCAGGUCAUGAAUUCUCUGUUCGUGGGUUUGAGCCCCGUGUUGGGCAUUGCACUGACGCUAUGGAGCCUGCACCUCUCCUGCUCAUAUCUCUCUUUCUAAAAUAAAUAAAUAGUAAAAAAAUUUAAAAAAAAGAAAUGUGGUUACAGACAUAAGGCAUCGCUUCCGAUAGUUAAUGAACUCCUACUAUUGCAAAUGAAUCAUCUCAGCUUCCAAAGAGUUUGUUAUGAUUUUCAGGAAAUAGUCUGUAUAUCUAACUAUUAACAGUAUAAUGUUGACUUCGGGAUUUUUUUCUUAGUUUUUGUGGAGCGUGUAUCACAUAUCAGUUUAAAUUUUAUCAAGGACACCGGGCCUUUUCUUAUCUACUAAAGGGAACAUAUAGUUUUCCUCUAUUAUUCUGUUAAUUUGGUGAAACUACAUUGUUUGAUUUGCUCAUCUUAAAACAAUGUGUAUUUUAUCUGGAAAAA